AUGGACAAGAUCGACGCCUCGCUAGACGACUUCCGCGCACCUCUGACGCCGCCACCGACGCUGCCGCCGUCUUUCGUCCGCUACCCGUCGGCGCGAUCGGGGUGCGCGCAGUCGUCCGUCCACACCGAGGACAUGAUGGACGAUCAGAGCAGCAUCGGCGAAUGCGAGUCUUCAGCCUCAGUCGGUGGCUACAGUCCUCCGGCGUGGCGACGCCUCGGCAACGGUGAUCGCGACUUCGGCAGCUGGCGACCCUCAGACAACCUGUUGGGCUUGGGCCGAUACACCAGUCCGGGAUACUGUGACGACCUUGAUGAGGACCAAUCUGCAGACGACGAGGUGCUCGAGCAGGCGAUUAGGACGCGCUUGCCGACCGGCUCGUUGAGUCCAGAAAAGGGAAGGACUCCGGAACCGGGCGAGGAUGACACACUCCGACGAUUGCAGUCGCAAACGGCUUCUCCACUAAAACAAAAUGCGAUGAUUGAAGGAGAGGUAGCCAGGAACAACGCAUCAUCUUCUCAGCCUCCGCAGAAUGAGAGGGACAAUUACAUCCGCUUCGCGUUUCGCGCCGAUGUGCAACACAAGACGGAUCGCAUAGAGUCUUCGGUCCAAUUCAUACAGAACUCGGUACAAAUGGUGACCAAGUCAUGGGCCAAUAUAGUGCUCGCAACACUUGUCGCUAUCUUUUCCAUAACCUUAGUCCGCAGCCUCUUCUCACCGGCCUCGCAGCGACCUGUACCAGACCUGAUCAAGGUCGCUGGCUUGGCCCGCUCUUUCGAGCCAUUGAUAUACUACUCAGAGAACGGCGUGUCUCAAGUUGGCGACCUGCAAGCAACAGGUGUUGCCGUCUGGGACCUGGGAGAAAGUGUUCGCAGCUCCAACAUGACAUCGGCACCUAUCAUUGUCAAAUCGCUAGACGAGCUGUCCGACUCGCUUAAGCUGCUAGCCCUCGAGCUGACGACAUUCUUCGCCAAUGUCGAUGGCGACAUCGACGGCAUAUUGAUUGUCAUGGAUUGGGCACGCCGGGAACUGGGUCAGUUGCAAAACAUACCAAGCCACUCGCUCAGCACGGCCUUCAGCAACAUCCACAAUUUCUUGUCCGAUGCAGGCCUUCUUGAAAACCCAAAUACCGGUGUCCCGACACGGCUUGGUAAAAUCGCAACCGGCUUCUUCGGUAUGAGUCAUCCGCAGCGCACCAGAGCUACCCUAGAGCGUACCUUCAGGGAGUUCCUCAACGUACUCGAGGAGUCCAUCUCGUCGGAACUUGAGCAUAGCCUUCGAUUGUUUGGUAUUUUUGAGACGAUUGACCGCCAAUUCCUGAACCUGGCACGCACCGUCAUUCGUGAAUCUUCCGCACAGGAAGACAAGCACGCCGACCUGCUGUCAUCGCUAUGGACUCGCAUACUGGGCCCCAAGGCCAGCGAGGUCAAGAAGUAUGAGCGUAAUCGUCAGCUUCUACUCAAUGUGCGUGAGAAGACAGUCCGGAACAAGGGGGUUCUGGUUGAGCACAACGGCAAGCUCCUCUCAUUGAAGGCAAACCUGGAUAGUCUGAGGCGGAAGCUCGUCAGUCCGUUGGUGCGGAGUGUGAACUCAAGCACGUUGACCCUUGAGGAGCAGGUCAAGGGGCUGGAAGAUGUCGGCACAUAUCUCGAGGGUGUCAGGUCCCGACAGAAAGGCAAGUUGAUGGAGAUGCUGUACGGACCCAGCGGCAGUGCGCGCGCAAGUGUUGGUGCCGGGGACCGUAACCCGAGACUCAUCGAGGAGAGCCGGUGGGACUCUUAG
This is a messenger RNA of Pseudomassariella vexata, 1779 nucleotides long. RefSeq lists its product as uncharacterized. NCBI's taxonomy places the organism in Eukaryota, Fungi, Ascomycota, Sordariomycetes, Amphisphaeriales, Pseudomassariaceae. The transcript has 2 exons. The coding region runs from base 1 to 1779 and encodes 592 amino acids. The record is from RefSeq and is a predicted model, not a curated record.